GGUAUCUUUCACUUUGCACUUUGCAGUGAGGGAAGAGAAAAGGAAGGAAGUGAAAGUGUGUGUUGGUGGGUUCAUAUGAAAGUGAAGUAAAUUCUGACCCAGCAACGGUAUUAAUGGAUUCGCUGCUUCUUCGAUCUUUUCCUAAUGUCCCUUCAAUCACCACUCGUUCUUAUGCACCCAAAGCUUCAUGGCACAAAAGGAAAAUCCAAAAAGAAUGUAAUUUUUUGCGGUUUCGAUGCCCAAGUUUCAACUAUCAUUACCGUGGGAUUGAGGGAGGGUCUACAUCUCAAGAAUGCAAUAGAAAAUAUGCUGUGAAAGCUUCCUCUGGACAAUCUUUUGAAUCUCAAUCUCAAUCUUUUCAUUCAAAACCCAUUUUGGACGCUGUCAGAAAUUCCUUGGAUGCUUUCUACAGAUUUUCCAGGCCACACACUGUUAUUGGCACGGCACUGAGCAUAAUUUCUGUGUCUCUCCUUGCAGUGGAGAAAUUAUCAGAUAUAUCUCUACCAUUUUUUACUGGUUUGUUGGAGGCUGUUGUUGCUGCCCUGUUUAUGAAUAUUUAUAUCGUUGGUUUGAAUCAAUUGUCUGAUGUUGAAAUAGAUAAGAUAAACAAGCCAUAUCUUCCAUUGGCAUCCGGGGAAUAUUCCUUUGGAACUGGUGUCAUUAUUGUUGCAUCUUUUUCCAUUCUGAGUUUUUGGCUUGGCUGGAUUGUAGGUUCCUGGCCAUUGUUUUGGGCUCUGUUUGUUAGUUUUGUGCUAGGGACUGCUUAUUCAAUCAAUGUGCCCCUGUUGAGAUGGAAGAGAUUUGCAUUGCUUGCAGCAAUGUGCAUUCUAGCUGUUCGGGCAGUAAUAGUUCAACUUGCAUUUUUUCUUCACAUGCAGACUCACGUGUACAAGAGGGCUGCUGUCUUUUCGAGACCACUGAUUUUCGCCACAGCAUUUAUGAGUUUCUUCUCUGUAGUUAUAGCACUGUUUAAGGAUAUACCUGACAUUGAAGGAGAUAGAAUAUUUGGCAUUCAAUCUUUUUCAGUACGUUUAGGUCAGAAGCCGGUAUUCUGGACUUGUGUUUCCCUUCUUGAAAUAGCUUAUGGAGUUGCUCUCCUGGUGGGAGCAGCAUCUCCUUGCCUCUGGAGCAAAAUUGUGACGGGUCUGGGACACGCUGUUCUGGCUUCAAUUCUCUGGUUUCGUGCCAAAUCUGUAGAUUUGAAAAGUAAAGCUUCCAUAACUUCCUUCUACAUGUUUAUCUGGAAGCUAUUUUACGCAGAAUACUUCCUCAUUCCUUUUGUUAGAUGAUGUUGCAGCAACGUUGUUGACUUCGUAAUUUGUUCUGUUUAAUUAAUUAAACGGUGCUGCCUUUGUCACAGGCCAGCAUUGAGUCUCUACAUUAGUUUUAAGGUUUUGGUUGGCAUUGUAAAUGAAGAAUUAUUUCUUUAGGGAUGAAUUUUGUUUUCGGUAGUUUCGCCAAUAAUUUUUCUUACCUAUUAUUACUAUUAAAAAAACUGACAAACUCGUGCUUCAAGCAAUAUCAUUUUUUUUUUCUUUUUUUUUAAUGUCG
This is a messenger RNA of Abrus precatorius (Indian licorice), 1551 nucleotides long. Its product is annotated as homogentisate phytyltransferase 1, chloroplastic-like. The record is from RefSeq and is a predicted model, not a curated record. The coding region runs from base 114 to 1289 and encodes 391 amino acids. The transcript is spliced from 12 exons. NCBI's taxonomy places the organism in Eukaryota, Viridiplantae, Streptophyta, Magnoliopsida, Fabales, Fabaceae. Gene Ontology annotation, molecular function: prenyltransferase activity. Gene Ontology annotation, cellular component: membrane.